UUGUUCUGACUCGGAACAGUUGGUUGAUCACAAAGUAAACAGAGGAAGGAGAGGACUACAACCUCACCACGUAACGUUUAUCCAGUCAGUAGCUUGCUGAAAGUCGACCCGUCCUCGUGCUCCCCAUCUUAAACUGGCCCUUCGCACGCCACAUCAAUAUUUUCGAUACCGCACACCACACUGCCGUGACAAUUUCAUCAUUUAAGAAAAUUCUUGGAUCUCCUCUAAAAUUUUAUUUCUGACGUGCCGAAUUUUUUUCGACACGUUACCUUAGGUUUUUUCCUCCGCCCACCACUGCCUCGCCGAAAUUUCGAAUUCUAAACAACCUACCUGCACUGAAAAAAACUGGACCAAAUAUAGCUUGUCCCAUUUUCGCUACCGUAUUGUUCUUACAUCAAAUUUAACUGAUUUUACGAAAAGGUUUUGCGAGAGUUGUCGUGACACUUCGGGAUAGGGAUAAUGUUUACAAUAUCAAGAAUAAAGAAGAAGAAACAAGAGGUUCAAAUAACAACUGGAGCUGUUACAACGAACGCUUUGGAUUGAAGCGUGACUGAGGAUGUUGUGCAGUAACUCUAAUAGCAUUCAUAUGAUUACUCCGACAGAUGAAUGGUUUGAGCUUGAACUAGAACGACCGACUGGAAGAUGCCCGGUCGCUGGGAGUCCUCGGGCAGACCGCUGUUCGUCCGGACCGUCUGGAUCAAGGGGAUCCGCCACGUGGUGCUCUCCAAGAACGACCCCCUCCUCCGCGAGAUGGUGCAGGACAUCCCGUUCCGCGCGGGCCACGUCUCCGCGCCGACCUCCGAGCCCGCGAUCUCCGCGCCGUCGAUGACAUCGGCUUGCUCCUCGGCGCUCACCUCGUCCACCGAGCCGCUCCCCGAGUCCUUGCUGAACCGGUGCCAGAAAAUCGAGCAAGAGCCGGUCGACGAAGAGGACUCUCCCAAAACGAACAAGGUCAAAAAGUAUUCCUUGCUCGGACGAACGCGGUGGGGCGAGUCGGCGCGGGGCCGGCAGCUCUUCCUUCCGAUCGACGAGGCGCCAGCGACGGUGGAGCUGAACCCGCUCUCGGACCGCGUCAUGAAGUGGCUGGACCUGUCGGGGAAGAGCCUCCUGGAGACGACGAUGGUCGACGAGCAGGAGAAGGGGAAGCGGUGGCGGGGCGGGAGACACGUGAAGAAGUUCGUCAAGAACCGGAGCGCGAGCUUGAACAUUAUCAACACGCAGUACGACAUGACGUUGACGGCCGACAUGAGGAUCGAAGGCAAUCCCCAGCAGAAGCACCAUCAGACGAUCCAAUUCGAACGGAACGAGUCGGAGAAGGAUAUAGGCGCCAAGAUGGGCAGGGUCUACGAACUGAAAAGGAGCAACUCCGUCAUCCCGCUCCCCGUCUCGCCCGAUUGUCCCGAGCCGUGUCGACCGACCACGACCGACGUUGUGACGAAAACCAAGCUUCACGUUUUUGUUCCGCUCAUCACUGAGAUCGACUCCCUCUCCGAAGAAAACGAGGGGUAUUUUUAAGUGUGCUUUAGGGAUCCUAUACUGCCGUGCUAAGGAAAAACGCCGUACAGGGUUGUUACAGAAUUUAGAAAAUGAA
Messenger RNA from Bemisia tabaci, 1591 nucleotides. The record is from RefSeq and is a predicted model, not a curated record. NCBI's taxonomy places the organism in Eukaryota, Metazoa, Arthropoda, Insecta, Hemiptera, Aleyrodidae.